Molecule: messenger RNA, 1950 nt
Organism: Paramecium tetraurelia
Lineage: Eukaryota; Ciliophora; Oligohymenophorea; Peniculida; Parameciidae
Exons: 6
Molecular function (GO): protein binding
Source: RefSeq, a predicted model, not a curated record
AUGGAAGAAUCUUUGGCAUACAAAUUAUCUGCUCCCUUGCCAUUACCAACUUUAAAAAACACUUUCACUCAAUAAUUAAUCACAAAGGUUUGCUCUGAUUUAGCAUGUGAUAAGAGACCUUUUAUUUAAUCUUCAGAGGAUCCUUAGUUGUUUCAUAAUGAUCAUUUAACAAAGGUUAUUGAUGUCGAAACAUUUACUGCAUAAUUUUGUGAAGAAAUGUCUAAAUUGGCUAACUAAAACAGUGUUUUAUAUUAGGAAUUCAUGUAAAAUAAAGAAAACAUUACUUUAUUGUAGAUUUUAGAAUAAGGAGAUUCUCAUCUAUCAAAAAUAGAUGAAAUGGUUAAUAGACAAAAAAAUGAUUUUGUAAUGGAUAUUGCAAAUUUACAAGAAAGAAUCAUAUAAGCAAUUCAGUCAAUAAAAGAAGAAAAUAUUAAGAAACUUGAUAGUUUUAAUGAAUAAUACAAAUAAUCGUUUAUCACUCUAAAAGCAAACAUUGAUUAGUUUUUCCUUUUGUCAAGGCAAAACUUCUAUUAUUCAAAUCAAAAUACAUUUUAAUACAAGUUGGCAUCCUUGGGUACACCAGAAGCCCAAUAAUUUCUAUCAAAUUUAAAAAGUCAUAUUAAUAAAAGUAAAUUGCUUUCUUAAGGUAAUGUUACGCCAUUAUAAAUGCUAACUGAAAUGCAAACUUUAGCAAGAUUCUUAAUGCAAAUGACUAAUUCUCCUCCAAAUUAUGAGAAAAUACAAAAUCUGCAAAGCAACUUCUUAGAUUCAUUAGUGAAUGAAGCCGGAUUUGUGUUAAAUACUGCCAUAUCAUCCAGAAUGUACAUUCCUUUUGGUUGUAACAAAGAGUUAUCUUAGGUUUUAACAGGAGAAAACAAUCUAUAAUUAUAACUGCCAACUCGAAAUAUAGAUAAUUUCUUCUUAAAACCUACGAAAAAGUUCUCAAUAGGAACUUAAAUAACUUGUAUACUAUCAAUUUCAGAAUAAUUAUUUGCGAUUGGUUCAUAAAACGAUUCCUAAUUAAGAAUGUUUGAUUCCACAAAUAAAAAGAUAUCCACAUUCUAAGCCCACAAUUAGAAUAUAGUUUCUCUUGAGAAGAUACAUAACUAUGAGAAUAACAGUAGAUAGUUUGUAUCUUUGGGUUUAGAUUUGCAAAUUAUUGUUUGGAAUAUCGAUGAUAUAAGUGUUUCAACUCAACCUAGAGUUUUCAGAAGGAUCCCAAUAUAGCAAAUGGGGAUUAGCAUCAUAGAUUUAAAGGAUAGUACUCACAUUGCAUUUAGCGAUGUACAUAAAGAUGUCAACAUUUGCAAUAUAUACUCGCAAAAGAUUGGAACAUGCAAUACUAAUUCUUUGAGUAAGAUAAAUGGAUUGACAUUGUUAAAGAAGGGAGAGAAAUUUAUAUCAUAUUCAUAAGAUUCAAUAAUAAAUAUUUGGAGACUUACUAAAUAUAGUUCUUCUUAAGAUCCUAUACUCAUUUGUGAUUAGAGUCUGGAUGAUCCUCUCUUCGGUUCUAUUAGUCAAAUUUUUAUUGCUACUUAAUGGCCAGGUCAUUGCAUAAUUGUCUCAUUUGAAGGUUCAGUUAAAUUGUUUGAUUUCAACAAAAAUUGCAUUGUAUUCACAAAAUUUGGGAAUAGAAAAAUUUAAAGCAAUUAAAUGGAGAGUUUUUUGAUUGAAGUUUCUGAUUAGAAAUCUAAUCCACCUAUUUGGUUGAUUACUUUUAGUUUCACUGAUAAUAUAGCAACUCAACAUCAUUUGAGUAUGGCUCCUUAUGCCAUGCAUUCCUUAGAUAUUAAAAUGGGGCAUCAAUUAUCAGUAUAACAGAGUUAAGGCAAACAUAAGGUUUAAUUAUUCAAUUAAUAAAAUGGAAAUGUUAAAGCAUACACAACCAUGGUAAUGUUUAGCAGUGAUACAACAGAUGAAUUAAUGAUAUAUGAAUUAAAAGGAAAUUGA